Molecule: messenger RNA, 2458 nt
Organism: Actinia tenebrosa (Australian red waratah sea anemone)
Lineage: Eukaryota; Metazoa; Cnidaria; Anthozoa; Actiniaria; Actiniidae
Product: signal recognition particle subunit SRP68
Biological process (GO): SRP-dependent cotranslational protein targeting to membrane
Cellular component (GO): signal recognition particle, endoplasmic reticulum targeting
Molecular function (GO): endoplasmic reticulum signal sequence receptor activity; protein binding; 7S RNA binding
Source: RefSeq, a predicted model, not a curated record
UCCAAGAUGGCGCUUGGCAAAGAAGAAAAAGACUCGAAAAUGGACGUCGAAAAAUCGGCCACAGAGACGACAGAACCCGUCGAACCAAUGACUUUAGAAAUUUUGCCACUGAUCAAAGAGACCCAGGGGCAGCAUGGGUUAAGACAUGGUGACUAUCAGCGUUACAGGCAGUACUGUACCAGGAGACUAAGACGUCUCUACAAGACUCUUCAUUUUCAACAUGGGUCAAGAAGCAAUUUCAAGCCCAAGAAAGUUACUCAAAAUCUCGUCAAAGAUGUCAAAUUUUUACACAUUCYUCUGAUGGAUGCAGAAAGGUCAUGGAGCCAUGCCAUGGAGUUAAAGCUUCUUGCCAACACAGAACCCAGAAAAAGAUUCCACCUCAUAAGAAGACUGCGCAAAGCUGCAACACAUGCCGAAAGCCUAGAGAAACUAUGCGAAGGAGAACUGUGUGAUGCUAGGACCAAGCUUGAGGCACAAGCCUAUUCAUCUUACAUGAAAGGAGGAGUGAGCUUUGAGUUGCAAAAGUGGAAAGAAGCUCUGGAACUGUUUGGAAGAGCAAGGACUAUCUAUGAGAAGCUUGCUGGUGCCUUCUCAGAGGAACACAGGAACAUGUAUCUACAAAGAGCAGAGGAGAUCACACCUAACAUUCGUUACUGUGCAUAUAACCUUGGCGAGGGGGGAACCGACAUUAGYGAUCUCAUGCAGAUGAGGCUGAGUGCAACUGGAGGAACUCAGGACCCAGUGCUGGCUGCCAAGAUUGAUGAGGUCUUAGCUCAAACCCGCGAAAAGGAAGCAGAAUCUAUGACAGAAGUGACCUGGCGUGGUCACUCCCUUCCAGUCAAGAAUGAAAAGGUCCGUGGUUUCAUCUUACAUGCUCAGCAAAUUUCACGAGACCUUGAUCGUGCUGAAGACGUCGAUGGAAAGAUGUCCAUGUAUGAAGAUUUGUUGAUGGAGUGUAAAGAUGCUAUGCAGGCUAUCAAAGAUGAGCUGAAGGGAGACGCAUCUUCAGGCAAGACAAGAUCCCAGAAAACUGAGUCACAAGUUGCUCAGCUCCAUUCCCUGCAAUCCUACAUCAGUCACGUGAAGCUCAGCAAGACAAUCAACAGGAAUCUACUGAUGAUUCAAGCCAUGAAGAAACAGUUGCCUGUUAAUCUGCAGGACUCAAGUGAGGCAGUUGAACCUGACACUACCAAGAAACUCACAAAACCUGAGGACCUUGUCAGAUUAUAUGAUAUUAUAUUACAGAAUUUAACAGACAUGUCUGAACUACCUGGUGUUGAUGAUGAUUUUGAGAUGAGCAAAGAGAUUGCUGCACAAAUCCUAGAGUACAAAGCCUACAGAUGUUUUUACAUUGCCCAUAGUUAUUUCCAGGCGAAGAAAUGGCGUGAGGCAGCAGUAUUGUAUGAUCGAGUGACGAGUCACGCAAUAUCAGCCAUUACUCACUUUAGUGAAUGUAAAACAUUUCAGUCACAGCAACAAGUUUCAAAGUUACAAAACCUGGUUUCCCUCGCUCGUGGUGCCAAAUGUUCUGCGCAUGCGUCAAGUAUAUUAGAAAGCGAAACUUUCUCAGACCAGAUGGCUACAGUGGCUCUGGAAGACAAGCCUCUGUCUGAGCGACUAGACGUCUACCACAAGGACCAAUCACUGGUCAGUAAAAAACCAAACGUCACCACUUUCCCGCCAGAAUUCCAACCAAUCCCGUGCAAACCUUUGUUCUUUGACUUGGCGCUUAACCAAGUGGAGUUCCCGUCGUUGGCCGAGCGCGUGGAGACAAAAAAAGCCGCAGGAAUAUCUAGUUAUUUCAAAGGAUGGCUUUGGGGUGGUGGUAGUUAACUGGGUAUUAAAUUAUAGAAUAAUAGGAUAAGGAAUUCCCGUUCAAUCCAUAGAUAACCUCCAGAAACUGUUAAUACAUAUUAAAGAGAUGAAUUGACUUCCAUAUUGGAUGAUAUUUUAGAGCAUACGAAAAAGAAAUCUCUUGUUUAUAUCAUCCAACAUGGCGACAGUGACGUCACAGAACGUCACGUUCAAUCAAAAUGGCGACUGUGACAUAACUCCAGUUUGUUUAAAGACAAAGCUUGUUACCUUUGUUUCUAGUCAAUAGUCUCAAUGAUUUCCUAUUGGCUGGAAAGGCGUAGUUCUGUUGGACAUGAAUUGCUUUCUCCCUAAGACAAUCAAAAUGCGAGAUUUGUCCAUUUUGUCCAAUCACAACGCUUAUAUACGCUUAAAUAAUACACCAACAGAAUUUCAGCCAAUCACUGUUCAUGUAAUCAGAUAAAUGCCCAAUCAAGGUGCAUUGACUCAGUCUUGUUAUUUGAGCAGCAAACGAAGCAUCAGAAUAUGAAUCAAAAAUUCACUGGAAAAAAGUUUUUCUUGAAGUGUGAAUUCAAUACUUAUUCGGGAAAUAGUCGGAAUCUACUGGGAAUAUAAGCGGGCAAAUGGUAUAAAUUUCUACGAUCUU